AUGGAGAAGAAAAAAGAAGAAAAAGAAAAUUUAAUAAUUGAAAGAUAUCAUGAAAGUAAUGAAUAUGGUGAAAAAAGAAAAAACAAUGAAAAAAAUGAGAAGAUUAAAAUUAAUGAAAAAAAUAAAAUUAACAAAAAGAAUGAAGCUAAUAAGAAAAAUAUAAAAAAUAUCAGAUGUGUAAGAUGUAGAUAUAACAAAAGAGAUAAAGUUAUCAGUAGAAAUGACAUUAUUGAAAAUAAUGGAAUUAUAGUAAAUAAUAAUUUAAGGAAAGAAAAAGAAAUUAAUAAAAAAUGUAACUAUGUGUUUUAUAAAAAUUGUCAAAAUAAUGAAUUAGAAAACGAUUAUGAAAGCAGUGAAGACUUCUUAAAUAGUGAUACAUGUGAUAGUAGUAACUCUGAUGUAAGUAUAAAUACAGAUGAAAAUGAAAAUAUGAAUGGAUUUGUUGAAAUUUUUGAGAGUAUUGAUUAUAGAAACAAUUCUACAUUAGAUUCAAAUUGUGAAAUUAUAAGAAAUCCUGAUUUAGUUGAAACUUUUGAAAUUUAUGAUAUUUUUGAAAAUGAUGAUAAUUUAAACAAUAAUAAUAUAAACAAAUAUAUAUGCGAUAAAAAAGACAAUGAAAUAAAGAAUAAUCAAUUAAAUGAUAGUGAAGUAAUAAAUAAACUAAACCAUAAUAAUAAUCAUUUAAGGGAAUAUGAUGUCGAAAAAACCAUCAUAGAAAACGAGUUGUCAAAAAAAAUAUUACUAUAUUUUCCUUUUUUUAAAAAGAGUAUAUUCAUAGAUGCAAUUAUUGAACAUUUUCAAAAAGAAGGAAUAAAAAACUUAGACAAAAAUGAUUUAAAAUCACAAUGUUAUGAAAUCAUAAAAGAAAUAUACGAUUACAACAGUUAUAAUAACAAAUUUGAUAGAAAUGUAAAAAAUAAAAAAUUAUUAAAUGAAUAUUUUUGUGAAAAAUUAAACAAUAAAAAAUACGAUAUGAAAUUAGAGAUGGAUUAUUAUGAAUUUGAGUUUUUUUCAAUUUUUUUUUUAAGUUAUUUUCGUUUUUCAUUAUAUUUAUCAGGUUUUAUAAAUUCUUCCUUUCUUUAUCAUUCAAAUGAAAUACAUUUCCAUAUAUUUGUUUUAAAUAGAUAUCACCAUUUUGUUGAUAAUUUUUACUUAAAUGAUACUUCUCCAUUUACUCCCAAUGAAGUAAAUGAAAUAAUAGCUACUUAUAAAAAAUCUAUUAUUUCAAUUCUAGAUUACUUAGAUGCUUUUUAUCCAUUUUUUUUGCUCAUCUAUAAUAUUAUCACAUAUAUUCAUAUAAAAUCCAAAAAAACAACAACUAUAUUAGAAAACAAUGAAAUUAUUCUAAAAAAUAAUUGUAAAGAAAUCAAUAAAAAGGAUUUUCUGAGGUGGACCAAAGGUAAUUCAUCCUCCAUGAGUAAACAUGUCAUUAAUAAAUUUGAUCUCAUAAAAAAGAUAAAUAAAAUUAAAAGAAAAUUUUUUAAGCAUAAUCAUAAUAAGUUUAUAUUAAUGAUUAUUGACAAAUUAAAUAGCUUCUGGGUAGUAAACUGCAUAUAUGAAAAAAAAGUUGAUGUAAAAGGAAUAGAUAAUUAUAUGGAGAAAUUUAUUUUAAAUAUAAAAAAUAAUAUGCUUAUAAAAUACAUAAUUUAUUCUAUCGUUCAAAAGUUAAAUGAAAUUUUAUCAAGAGUAGAAAAAAAAAGUUUCGAAGAUGUAGAUGAAAUUUGUAAAAAGAAUAUUUUAUCUAUUUCUACACUACUAAGUUUUGAAUCACUAAAAAAAAUUAAAAAAAAAGAUAAAUGGCUAUUAUUAUUGAAACAUAACUAUUUUUAUAUUGAAAAAAGUUAUUAUUUUUUUAAAGAAUUACAUGAAAAAAAAAUUAUUUAUUUUCAGAUACAGAAUUUAUUUAGAUCUAUUCUAAAUUUUAAAAUAAAUGUGGUUUAUAAUCAUUUUAUUCAAUACUUUUAUGUUAGUGAUAUAAAAAAUAAAAAAAUAGAUACUAUAUAUGAUUACAUUUAUUAUAUAAAAAAUAAAAAAAAUAUAUUAAUUACACUGUUUGCAUAUAAAAGAUUAAUUUAUAAGUUGAAAUUUGACGUAAAUAGCUAUGGUUUAAUGGAUUCUAUUUACAAUUCUUUAAAAUUUUUAUUCAUGGAAAAAGAGUCCAUUAAUUUAAUAAAAAAAAAUACAUUAAUAAAAAAAAAUUUUAUGUAUUUGUUCAAUAUUAUGAUUACUUCCUUAAAUUUUGAAAAAUAUAAGAAUAUCGUCAUGCCUACGAAAAAUAUCAUUAAAAAUUCUUUCUUUCAUUUAGAAAAUAACGUUAUAAAAAAUAUACUAUUAAAUGUUUCAAAUAAAAUUACAAGAAUUAGAUAUAAGGGUGAUAUUUAUUCACAUACUUCUUUUUCUUGUUAUUAUGAAAGAGAGCUUAAUGAAGAAUUGUUUACUGUUUUAAGAAGUAACAAAAUAAAUAAAUUAGAUAAAAAUUAUUUAAUAAAAGAAGUUGAAAAUUUUAUAACAAAAUUACAAAAAAACAAUUAUAGAAAAAUAAAAUUUAUAACAUCAUUAAAUGGAUAUAACUAUAACUGUGAGAAUAAUGAUAUAUAUAAUUUUUUAAAUUUACUGAAUAUAAAAAAAAAAAAAAAAACGAAAAAUAAAAUGAACACAUAUUUUUAUAAUGAAUGCAUUUAUACUGAAAAAGAAAGUAAAAAAUUUCAAGACUAUACAUCAAAUCAUAAUGUAUAG
This is a messenger RNA of Plasmodium relictum, 2736 nucleotides long. Its product is annotated as conserved Plasmodium protein, unknown function. The record is from RefSeq and is a predicted model, not a curated record. NCBI's taxonomy places the organism in Eukaryota, Apicomplexa, Aconoidasida, Haemosporida, Plasmodiidae. The transcript has a single exon. Bases 1 to 2736 code for a protein of 911 amino acids.